This is a messenger RNA of Monoraphidium neglectum, 411 nucleotides long. RefSeq lists its product as hypothetical. Lineage: Eukaryota; Viridiplantae; Chlorophyta; Chlorophyceae; Sphaeropleales; Selenastraceae. The annotation marks the transcript as partial. The transcript has a single exon. The record is from RefSeq and is a predicted model, not a curated record.
GGGCUGAAAGGCGGCUGGGUGGCGCCGCUUGCGCUGCCUGGGUUGGAGCGGUCGCUGCCGGCCACGCGACCGGGGCUGGAGCUCCUGCCGGCGCCGCCCGCCGCUGGGGCGCAGGAGCAUGUGGACGAGGAGGAGGAAGGAGAGUCGGAGGAGCAGGAGCAGCAGCAGGAGCAGCGCCAGCGGCGGCGGCGGCCGCAAUGGGAACGCGGUGGCGGCGGCGUGGGGAGCAGCGGCAGCAGGGAUCGUCGCGCAGCUCAUGGCGGCGCUGUCGUCCGCGCCAGCGCCGGCCCGAGCUCUAGAGCGCCCGCUCCCGUUCCGGGCGCGCCCUCACAGCGGCGGGCGGCGGGCUUGCUGGGGGAUCCCGGGGGACAGGGUGCCACUGCCGCUGGCUUCGCUGGCAUGUUUGAUUAG